AUGCCCCCUGCAAGAAUACAAAUCCAAGUGGAGGAAGAAGAAGAAGAUGAUACUGAGGAAAGUUCAAGUGAAGAAGAAGAGGAUGAUGAAGAUAAAUUACCUCGAAGAGAGAGCUUGAGACCUAAGAGGAAACGGACCAGAGAUGUUAUUAAUGAGGAAGACCUACCAGCUGAACCAGAGGAUGAAGAAACAAAGAAGGCCCGAGAAAAAGAGAGGAGGAAGAAGUUGAUGAGGGGAGCGUAAGUUAGUUCUGAUCUGGAAGACGAAAUUGAUGAAGAGGAAUUGGAAAGAUUGAAGGCAGAGUUAGAUGAGCAAAGACAAAUGAUUGCUAAUGUCAAAUGCAAGCCUUGGAAAAUGGAGAAGAAAAUUGAAGUUCUCAAGGAAGCAAAAAAAUUUGUGAGUGAAAACGAAGGAGCUCUCGGGAAAGGAAAAGGGAAACGGUGGUUUGCGUUUAAGAUGAUGAUGGCCAAGAAAUGGGUCAAAUUUCUCCGUGAUUUUGAGAACUUCAAAGCUGCUUGUGUUCCAUGGGAAAAUAAAAUCAAAGCAAUCGAAAGUCAGUUUGGCUCAUCAGUGGCCUCAUACUUCCUCUUCAUGAGAUGGAUGUAUGGCGUGAACAUGGUUCUCUUCAUCCUGACGUUUAGCCUCAUCAUGUUGCCAGAGUACCUCUGGGGUUUGCCAUAUGGCAGUAUACCUAGGAAAACAGUUCCCAGAGCUGAAGAGGCGUCUGCAGCGAACUUUGGUGUAUUGUACGACUUCAAUGGCUUGGCGCAAUAUUCCGUCCUCUUUUAUGGCUAUUACGACAAUAAGCGAACAAUUGGAUGGAUGAAUUUCAGGAUGCCGCUCUCCUACUUUCUGGUGGGGAUCAUGUGCAUUGGAUACAGCUUUCUGGUUGUCCUUAAAGCGAUGACCAAAAAUAUUGGUGACGAUGGGGGUGGUGAUGACAACACCUUCAACUUCAGCUGGAAGGUGUUCACCAGCUGGGACUACCUGAUUGGCAAUCCAGAAACCGCAGACAACAAGUUCAAUUCUAUCACAAUGAACUUUAAGGAAGCGAUAAUAGAAGAAAGAGCAGCCCAAGUAGAAGAAAACGUCCACUUGAUCAGAUUCCUGAGGUUUCUCGCUAACUUCUUCGUGUUUCUAACACUUGCUGGAAGUGGAUACCUCAUCUUUUGGGCUGUGAAGCGAUCCCAGGAAUUUGCGCAGCAAGAUCCUGACACCCUUGGGUGGUGGGAAAAAAAUGAAAUGAACAUGGUCAUGUCCCUCCUGGGGAUGUUCUGUCCAACAUUGUUUGACUUGUUUGCUGAACUGGAAGACUACCAUCCCCUCAUUGCUCUGAAAUGGCUACUGCUACGCAUUUUUGCUCUUCUUUUAGGCAACUUGUAUGUAUUUAUUCUUGCCUUGAUGGAUGAGAUCAACAACAAGAUUGAAGAGGAAAAACUAGUAAGGGUCAAUAUUACCAUAUGGGAAGCCAACUUGAUCAAGACCUACAAUGCAACACUCAGUGGAAAUAGCACUGGGCCACCCUUUUUUGUGCAUCCUGCAGAUGUACCUCGAGGACCCUGCUGGGAAACAAUGGUGGGACAGGAAUUUGUGCGGCUGACCGUCUCUGAUGUUUUAACCACCUAUGUCACAAUCCUCAUUGGGGAUUUUCUCCGGGCAUGUUUUGUAAGAUUUUGCAAUUACUGCUGGUGCUGGGAUUUAGAAUAUGGAUAUCCCUCGUACACCGAAUUCGACAUCAGUGGCAACGUCCUCGCUCUGAUCUUCAACCAAGGCAUGAUCUGGAUGGGCUCUUUCUUUGCUCCCAGCCUCCCAGGCAUCAAUAUCCUUCGACUUCAUACAUCCAUGUACUUCCAGUGCUGGGCUGUGAUGUGUUGCAACGUUCCUGAGGCCAGAGUCUUCAAAGCUUCCAGAUCGAAUAAUUUCUACCUGGGCAUGCUCUUGCUCAUCCUCUUCCUGUCCACCAUGCCCGUCCUGUACAUGAUCGUGUCCCUCCCACCAUCUUUUGACUGUGGCCCUUUCAGUGGCAAAAAUAGGAUGUUUGAAGUCAUUGGAGAAACGCUGGAGCAUGACUUCCCGAGCUGGAUGGCGAAGAUCCUGAGGCAGCUUUCUAACCCUGGACUGGUCAUCGCUGUGAUUUUGGUUAUGGUUUUGACCAUCUAUUAUCUCAAUGCUACUGCAAAGGGCCAAAAGGCAGCAAACCUGGAUCUACAGAAGAAGAUGAAACAGCAAGCUCUGGAGAACAAGCUGCGAAACAAGAAAAUGGCAGCUGCGCGAGCAGCUGCAGCUGCUGGUGGCCAGUAA
This is a messenger RNA of Molossus molossus (Pallas's mastiff bat), 2301 nucleotides long. RefSeq names its product transmembrane channel like 1 (gene TMC1). Gene Ontology annotation, cellular component: plasma membrane. Gene Ontology annotation, molecular function: mechanosensitive monoatomic ion channel activity. The transcript has 20 exons. Lineage: Eukaryota; Metazoa; Chordata; Mammalia; Chiroptera; Molossidae. Gene Ontology annotation, biological process: detection of mechanical stimulus involved in sensory perception of sound; vestibular reflex. The record is from RefSeq and is a predicted model, not a curated record.